AUGGGGGACAUACAACUUCUUGAUUUCGUAUUGGCUUCUUCUGGGUUGUUGAUGAUGUUGGCUUAUCACUUUUGGCUUAUUCAUCGUAUCAUUAAACACCCCACCAGAACUGUCAUCGGUGUCAAUGCCAUCAACCGCCGCUUCUGGGUCCAAGCUAUGAUGGAGGAUGCGUCGAAGAAUGGGGUGCUUGCAGUACAAACAUUAAGAAACAACAUAAUGGCAUCAACCCUUUUGGCAUCAACUGCAAUAAUGUUGAGUUCCCUGAUUGCAGUAUUGAUGACAGUCAAUUAGGUACUAUAGCCAUGCAAGUAUUUUAAUCAAUGUGCCAUUCAAGAAGAUGUAUCAAAAUGUUCAUCAUCACCAACUCACAUCAGAGUAUGUAGCCAGGACUGUGAAUAAGGG
Pistacia vera is the source of this 402-nucleotide messenger RNA. RefSeq lists its product as uncharacterized. The record is from RefSeq and is a predicted model, not a curated record. NCBI's taxonomy places the organism in Eukaryota, Viridiplantae, Streptophyta, Magnoliopsida, Sapindales, Anacardiaceae. The coding region runs from base 1 to 291 and encodes 96 amino acids. The transcript is spliced from 3 exons.